Trichosporon asahii var. asahii CBS 2479 is the source of this 699-nucleotide messenger RNA. RefSeq names its product RNA helicase. The record is from RefSeq and is a predicted model, not a curated record. The transcript has 2 exons. Lineage: Eukaryota; Fungi; Basidiomycota; Tremellomycetes; Trichosporonales; Trichosporonaceae. The coding region runs from base 1 to 699 and encodes 232 amino acids.
AUGGUCUUCGUGCACGCGCGCAAAGAGACGGUCAAGACCGCGCAGAAGCUGAAGGAGAUGGCGACCGAGGAGGGUGCGCUCGACGUCUUCGACACGAGAGACCAUCCGAAGUUCCAGCUCUACCGCCGAGACGUCGGCACGUCGCGUAACAAGGAGAUGAAGGAGCUGUUCGACUAUGGCUUCGGUAUCCACCACGCCGGUAUGCUUCGCUCAGACCGCAACAUGAUGGAGCGCAUGUUCGAGGACAACGCGAUCAAGGUACUCUGCUGUACCUCGACGCUCGCCUGGGGUGUGAAUUUGCCCGCACAUGCUGUCAUUAUCAAGGGCACGCAGGUGUACGACUCAAAUAAGGGUUCGUUCCAGGACCUCUCCGUUCUCGAUGUGCUGCAGAUCUUCGGUCGUGCCGGUCGUCCAGGAUACGAGACCUCCGGUGUCGGUUACAUCUGUACCACUCAGGACAAGCUCGACCACUACCUCUAUUCGAUCAUGUCUCAGCAGCCAAUCGAGUCCAAGUUCAUCCCCGGAUGUCCGAAAGGCAUCCGAAAGGGAGCACGGCAGACUGGAGGUGAUGCUGAGAAUAGCUCAUGGUGGCGUCAGGUCAGCGAAAGCGCUGGUGGUCAAUGGAGCAGCACAUGCCAUGCGCGCAUGACAUUGGCUAGCCCUUAUAAGAGUGGCAGACUCGCUCUACAAGUCCUCUAG